Molecule: messenger RNA, 2500 nt
Organism: Python bivittatus (Burmese python)
Lineage: Eukaryota; Metazoa; Chordata; Lepidosauria; Squamata; Pythonidae
Product: cGMP-dependent protein kinase 2-like
Biological process (GO): protein phosphorylation
Molecular function (GO): cGMP-dependent protein kinase activity; ATP binding
Source: RefSeq, a predicted model, not a curated record
CCCUCACUCCGCAGUUGGAGCGGCUGGCAGCGCGGAGUGUGGAGGCGCCGCAGCACUUCGCAGCACUUCGGAGCGGAGCUUCAGACCCGAGGGCAACUCUGCGCUGCAGCCUGACUCGCGAGUCGAACCGCUGAGACCAGCCAUGGACCUUCGGCUGCGGGACCUGCGCCUUCAGGAGGAAAGGGAGUUUCUGGAGAGUGUGGUGCUACCCCAGCCAGUUAAUAUGGAGCACGCUACAGGGCCAAUGAGUGAGAAUGCUCUGGAUCAGUCCCCGGUGGAAGAAGCCAGAAGGGGCAGUAGGGGGAAAGUCAUUGUCCCUGAGCCCCUUAUUACUGAUGGUGAUUGGCAGAUGCCAUGUGUCCCCAAAUCCCCAAGAGAUGCCAGUCUAAUUCUGGAAGCAGUUAAACGCAAUGAAUUCCUACGAUGCCUGGGUGAUGGUCAGAGCCAGACGCUAGUGGAGAGCUUCACUCCAGAGCAGCGCCAGCCUGGUGACAUUGUAGUGGCUGAGGGCGAUGAGGGUCAUGCCAUGUACAUCGUGGCUGAGGGGGAGCUCAGUGUGACGCAGAAGGGGCGCCAUCUCCGUAGGCUGCUCCCAGGGGAUGUGUUCGGAGAGCUGGCUGUGCUAUACAACUGCCAGCGCACGGCAACUGUCAUGGCACUCACUGUGGUGCAGUUGUGGGCCAUUGACCGACAGAUAUAUCGCAGCAUCAUCACUGAAAACGCCAAGCGGAAACGUGCUUUGGCCCUUGCAGGCUUGCGAGGGGUGAAACCUCUCCAAGGUCUGUCCGAUGCUGCUCUUUCACAGCUGCUGGACUCUGCAGAAGAGCGCACCUUCACUCCCAAUGAAGUCAUCAUCCAGGAAGGAGAUGAGGGGAGAGCCUUCUUCUUCAUUCUCACCGGAGAGGUUGAGGUGACCAGGAAUGUGGAUGGACAGGAGGAGCACAUCCGAGUGCUAAAGGCUGGAGACCACUUUGGGGAGCUUUCUCUCAUCCGCAACAUCCGCCGGACAGCCAGCUGUCGAGCACAGGAUGAAGUAACUUGCAUUGCAGUAGCUAAGGAGGAUUUCCAGGAGCUGAGCCCAAUGUGCGUUCGUGAACCAGAAGUCAUGGUACAAGAGGAUCUCCCUCUUUCUGAAACUAGGAGAAGUUCCUUCCUAGAGGGCCCCCCAACUCCAGUGCGACUCCAGGAUCUUCUACCUGUUUUCUACGAGGAUGGGGAGCAGCAAGGGAGGCCGGUGAUUUUGGGCACUGGUGGCUUUGGCACUGUUGAGCUGGUCCGAAGCACAGUGGAGGGCCAAGACUAUUUCUUUGCCCUCAAGCGCCUGAGGAAGGACCACGUGGUGCAGAAGCGUCAGCAGGACCAUGUUCUGAUGGAGAAGAAAGUCCUGCAGCAAAGCCGCUGCCCCUUCAUUGUCAGGCUCUUUUCAACCUUUCGAGAUAGCCGCCAUGUCUACCUGCUGCUGGAGUUCUGCCAAGGAGGCGAGCUAUGGGCCAAGCUGCGCGAAGUCCGCUGCUUCUCAGAGCCCGUGGCCAUCUUCUGUUCUGCUUGUGUGGUUGAGGCUCUGGACUACCUGCAUGGACAGGGCAUUGUGUAUCGUGACCUGAAGCCUGAGAAUCUCAUGUUGGAUGCCAAGGGCUACGUAAAACUGGUGGACUUUGGCUUUGCCAAGGCACUCAGACGUGGUGAGAAGACUUACUCCUUUUGUGGGACUCCUGAGUACUUGGCCCCUGAGAUCUUGCGCCAUGAAGGACAUGAUUAUGCUGUGGACUUCUGGACACUUGGUGUGCUCAUCUUUGAAAUGCUUGUAGGACGACCUCCAUUCCACAGUGCUGAACCUCAAAAGAUAUACAGCAGGAUCAUGGAUGGUGUCUUCUCUUUCCCCGCCUUUGUCAGUGAGGCUGCAUGCUCCCUUGUAGCCAAGCUUUGCAGGCGUCGACCAGGGCAGAGACUGGGCAAUACCAGCAGCGGGAUCCGGGGCAUCCGGAAGCAUAGGUGGUUUAGCUCCCUUUCCUGGAAGAAACUGGCGCUGCGUCAGAUUGAGGCUCCCACCACAGUGCUGCUCAAACAGGGUUUUCCCUACGCCAAUUUCAAGCGGUACUCUGUUUCACGGCAGCUGCCUGAGGAGGAGUUCUCUGGCUGGGAUGAAGAUUUCUGAGUUUCUGGGACUGCAGGGGGAAAGGCCUGCCAAGAGGCAUCUCCCUGAGGCCCCAUGGACUGGAUGGGUCUUUGGAAGCACAGCUAAGAGACCUGAGUCACCCCAGCAACUUCUCCCACUCCCACAACCAGAUGCCCCUGAAGAGGGGUCUGCUGCCUUGCUGUCCUCCUGCCUUUCCACCUUUCUCUUCAGUGCUUGGCAGAGACUAGACUGCCCCUCCUGUUGUCUCGCUCCCCACUGCUCUUCUGUUCUCUGAGAGAUUAUUGCAGUGGGCAAAGUCACUGUGAGUGGGGGUGGUUGUCUUCCUGUGUUGUGCUGCUCAAUGUGGGGAAUAAAUACAUUCAG